Closterium sp. Naga37s-1 is the source of this 978-nucleotide messenger RNA. The record is from the annotation of a GenBank genome assembly. NCBI's taxonomy places the organism in Eukaryota, Viridiplantae, Streptophyta, Zygnematophyceae, Desmidiales, Closteriaceae.
AUGCGAUGUGGCAUGAGAACACACACUCACGCAGCCUCCUCCGUUGCGUGUGUGUGCUACGACAAUCCGACCCUUGCAGCGGCACCACCACCUCUUGCCUACUUCUCAGAUGCCUUUGUCUCUUGCGUUUGGCCCGUGCUGCAUGCCUUGCAGCAGCACCACCAGCUGUUCCCUCUGCCCUCUUCUCACAUGCCUUCGUCUCACAUGCCUUUGUCUCUUGCGUUUGGCCUGUGCUGCAUGGUGUUGUGUGCUGCAUGGUGUUGUGUGCUGCAUGGUGUUCGCUCCCCCUCGCACGACCAUCGCCCUGCCAAGGCUGCAAAGACCUCAGGCAGAGGAGGGCAGUACAGUGAUGAGGAGGACUCUCAAGGGGAGAGGGGCCGAGGGGGCGCUCCCCCUCACACGACCAUCGCCCUGCCAAGGCUGCAACGACCUCAGGCAGAGGAGGGCGGUACAGUGAUGAGGAGGACUCUCAAGGAGAGAGGGGGCGAGGGGGGUAGGGGGAAAACGGCACGAUCCCUACCAAGGCCUCGCUCCCCCUCACACGACCAUCGCCCUGCCAAGGCUGCCAAUACCUCAGGCAGAGGAGGGCGCUACAGCCCCUCCAAGUCCUCAGCCCCCCUCCUCUCCCCACCCCCCACCCCCUCUUUCUUCCUGCCUCCCCACCAGCGCUCCCCCUCACACGACCAUCGUCCUGCCAAGGCUGCUAAGACCUCAGGCAGAGGAGGGCAAUACAGCGAUGAGGAGGACUCAGACGGGGAGAGGGGCCGAGGGGGGUAUGAUGAGGGCCGGGGGGGCAGGGGCAAGAGAUUGGAGGAGUCUGAAGAUGAGGGGUACGGCUGGAGAGGGGGGGAUAGGGGGCGGGGAGGUGAGGAGGAGCAAGGGGGGGAUGAGGAGGAUUGGGCGGAGGAGAGGGAGGAGAGCAAGAAGGCGGCAGCGUGGCGGCGGAAGAGAGUGGUGGAGAGCGAUGAGGAUGAGUAG